AGUGGUGGAACCUGCACGAUAUUUACAUACGACUGCAGCAGUCAUUUCAGAUCCGUGGAUUCUACCGCUUCUUAGUUUCCUCUCUUCUUCAAUGGCGAUCUGACAGCAACUCCUUGCUUUGAAAAAAAAACAAAGAAAAAAUCUUUCGAAAAAUCGAACUCUCAGAAUUAGUUACUCUCGCAGAGAUCUCCAUCACUCCAAUAUCCUAUUCCGUCAGGGCACUGUUUUGUGAUCUGUGCUUGUUUUCUGAUGAUCUGGUAACCGAACAUAGUUUUAGUGAUCCUUUGAUUUGCGGCUGAUUUGUGGUGGAUCUAAACGGCUUAUUGUGGGAUCGUUGAUGAUGGAGACGCUUGUUGUUGUGGCGCAGCAUCGGAACCAGUACAACAGUGGGGUCAAGUCUCACGGGCAUGCUGAUCGGGUCGGGUCAUCGCCAUCUAGAAAAUUCAGGGAGAUCAAUUGCCGGGCUUUUGAAUCCGGGGCAGGUAUUCUUCCAACCCCGUAUAAGUUUUACUCUACUCCCGUAACCAAAGACGCUCCUCCUCCCUCACCUAAGACGGCAUCACCCCGAACUGAUGUUUCACACUUCUUUGAAACGCCACUGUCCAAAACCAGCAGCUUCAAAAGCACUCCAAUCCCUAUCAAGACUAAGUUGGCUAAAAAUGGAGAAUUUUGUAAUGAUGAGAUGUACAAGGAGAACUUGUCAUUCUCUGAGCGUUGGGCUGGGCCUGCAUAUUCGAACUCUCCUCCUCCGAGUUCUCUGCCUAUCCCCAAAUUUUCAGUGAAGGCAAAGCGGACUGUGUCUCUAGAGUUGCCUGGAAAUAGUGAUGCCGAUAUUGACUUUCUUCACCCCACUGCCAAGUCUGCUCCUGCUUCCCCCACCAGAGCACAUAGACCUUCUGGGAAAGAACUUUUUAACGGUGUUGAUUCUGCGACAAAGACUCUGCGCCGCAUCCUCAAUCUUGAUGCUACUGAUGAGUAACCAUUAGAGACUUUGUGUCCUGUAAAUAAUGUGAAAAAGGGGGUUAGUGUUAGAUUGUAUAUAGAGUGAAUAAGUUGGUUGCUAGCGUAAUCAGUAUGAGUUUGUUUAGCUAUCAGUCUUGGUGGUACAAUUGUCGUUCUUUAACUGGUGGCGGCGGAGGCAAGUGUCACUCAUGGCUUUGGUGGGUCAAAAAUCUCCAUAUCUCGCAUUGCGGUGUUAGAGUUUAUUCUGGAAUUGGUUUCUAAUGAUUCUCGGCUUGGGAUUGGGAUGGAAGGGCGCACAUAAUGUUUUCAGGAAGCAGUGGAUGGUGAUUCGCGUCAUUAUCCUGAACAACUGAUUACAGUUUAAUCUAUUGCAGUGAAAGGAAAUCCUACACCUUUGUUUACUUCUGAAACUUUAUGUCUUCAGGUCAUUGGUAUAGUCAUAGAUUAGUUGAUUCCCUGAAGUCAGAACUUUCUCUAGUAGGAACUAGGAAGUUAGGUUUUCUAAUACAGGUUACUGUCGAAAUUCUGUAGAUAUCGCCUUAGCAUUCAAACAAAUCCAUAGGUUUCUUCUUUUGCUAUUAUCUUUUUUAUUUCUUUGGUCUUAACUUUAGAGUCCUUUCAUUCGGUGUAGUUUAACCAGCUAUAACCUCACUGUUUCUUAGUUCAAUCUUCCUUGAGUGGCUGCUUAUGUUGUCACCUUUCUGCUGUAGCUCUUACUCUUUUGGUCUUCUGCUGGAUUGGCUACCGAACUUCCGUCAUUCUAUCUCUUUAUACUUAUGUAACUUUUUUUGUCUUUGUUUCUCUUUCUGUUAGGACUUUGGAUUUGACUUCUUUGCUUAAACUCUGCAUAGGCAGUCUUCCCCCUUACCAUCUUUUCUGUUUUUAAAGUUGAAAAGUGGGAAAGAGGGGUACUGAAUUUAGUUGUUCGUCUCUUCUGCUCUAUAAGUUCCUAAGGUUUAUAUGUGUUGUCUAUCCUGUUGUAUCCCUAUUAGUUUUCUUCCUUUUGAGUGGGUAGUACUGCUCGACUUAAUGGUAUUCAUUACUUCCAAAAUCUAGUGGAGAUCUUUGACCUCGGCAAGCUAGUCAUCAGUGAGCUUGGCGAAGAAUUUGGGAGGCUAUUUGGCUCAUAGUCGUCUUGAUGGAACUAGUCUCAACUGCAAGAUGUAUUAGAACACGAGUAUGUAUCUUGUCGCGUUUGUAUGUGGGAAAAUACUACAUAUGUGAGUGAGGCUGUCAGAUCUUGUGCGCCAACACUCUUUAAAGAGUAGUGGAGUGAAUAUGUUGUUGUGUUGAAACUAAAGCAGUUGUGUUUUCCUGCUGUCAUCCUGUAUCCAGCUAUGUUAGCUCUUUUAUUUUUACAUUAUUACAAAAUUUGUUGCGGCAUUUUUGUAUCCUGGUGGACUAAUUACCUCAUUGAUUUUGUUCUUAUGAUAAUAUUGAUGAUGGUACCUUUAAUGUUGUUCUGUGCUUAUUUGGUUA
Tripterygium wilfordii is the source of this 2442-nucleotide messenger RNA. RefSeq lists its product as uncharacterized. Lineage: Eukaryota; Viridiplantae; Streptophyta; Magnoliopsida; Celastrales; Celastraceae. The record is from RefSeq and is a predicted model, not a curated record. The transcript is spliced from 3 exons. Bases 338 to 979 code for a protein of 213 amino acids.